Messenger RNA from Nanorana parkeri, 988 nucleotides. It is a transcript of the gene KCNMB3, whose product is annotated as potassium calcium-activated channel subfamily M regulatory beta subunit 3. The coding region runs from base 2 to 916 and encodes 304 amino acids. The transcript is spliced from 4 exons. The record is from RefSeq and is a predicted model, not a curated record. Gene Ontology annotation, cellular component: voltage-gated potassium channel complex; membrane. Lineage: Eukaryota; Metazoa; Chordata; Amphibia; Anura; Dicroglossidae. Gene Ontology annotation, biological process: detection of calcium ion; potassium ion transport. Gene Ontology annotation, molecular function: calcium-activated potassium channel activity; potassium channel regulator activity.
GAUGGCAAUAUUCAGAGAAAAGAUGUGGAUGUCGCCAGUAGCACACAGACAGUCAUUUAGUGUGCCCAUCCAGAUCACUCUACAGGGCAGCCGCAGACAUUACUUGAGGGAAGCCUUUUCUCCAGUAUCCGGCAAGGUGAAGAGGAAAGAGAGCGGCAGCGAUGGGGUGAAGACAACCGAUAAGAUGAAGAAGCAAGUGUCCAAUGCUGGGGAAGAUAGAGCCAUGCUGCUGGGCUUCACUAUGAUGGGUCUCUCAGUAAUGAUGUUCUUUUUACUGGGGAUCGCAAUACUGAAACCAUUCAUGCUCAAUGUAUGGAAUGAAGAAUCCAACUGUACAAUUAUCCAGGCUGAUAUAAUGGACGACUGGGUGGACUGUUCCUUCACAUGUGGUGUAGACUGCCAUGGCCAAUCCAAAUAUCCCUGUCUUCAGAUACUGGUAAACGUGUCUGCUUCUGGUCAUGUUGCUGCCCUGCAUUAUAAUGAAGAGGCUGUCCAGAUCAAUCCCAAAUGCUUUUAUGUUCCAAAGUGCCAAAGAGACAAGAACGAUUUACUGGAUGGCGUUCUAGAUGUGAAACAGUACUUUGAACGCAAAAAUGACACCCCUUUUGCAUGCUUUCAUCGACCUGACAAUAAACCAGAAGAUGUUAUACUAAUUAAAAAGUACGAUCGAUCGGUAGUGUUUCAUUGCCUGUUUUGGCCAACUCUUAUGCUCGUCGGUGGAGCCUCCAUAGUAGGCAUGGUGAAACUGACUCAGCAUUUAUCCCUUAUGUGUAUGGUCUACUACAGUCCAUCAAAAGAGGAAGCCGCCAAUGUGACCCCACGCCCAGACUCUCAGCAGAGCAGAACCAAAAAGGAUGAAAAGACUUUGAGAUGGAGAUUACAUUCCCAAAGUAUGACUCGUGCAUCAUUUAGUUAACUUCGAGAUUUACAAGAUGACCAUUUCAAAGGUCUUUUUGCUCGUCAGAUAAAAGUGUAGCGUAGAACUAAG